CGUGGAGUUUGGCCGGCAUUUUGUAGUAUUUGUGGCCGGAAAGGUUGACGUGUUCUUUUCAGAGCCGCCUACCUUAUAGUGGAUGCGGCAGAAGAGGCUUAGUUCUAUUUCAGUCGCCGUGGAGGGUUGUUGAGCGAGGAAGUUUUCCGUUUUUCGUAACAAGUUCGAAAAUUGCAGCAAUGAAACUGCUAAAACAAUCGGCCCUGGUGGUCGUAUUGGCCGUACUGGCCUGUUCGGCGGAGGAGAAAAAGGAAAAGGACAAGGACAUCGGCACGGUAGUUGGUAUCGAUCUUGGCACGACGUAUUCGUGUGUAGGCGUUUACAAGAAUGGACGUGUGGAAAUUAUCGCCAACGAUCAGGGUAACCGUAUCACUCCCUCGUACGUGGCGUUCACCGCCGACGGCGAGCGACUGAUCGGCGAUGCCGCCAAGAACCAGCUGACCACCAACCCGGAGAACACGGUCUUCGACGCCAAGCGUCUGAUCGGACGUGAGUUCACGGACCAUACCGUACAACACGACAUCAAGCUGCUGCCGUUCAAGGUGAUUGAGAAGAACUCGAAGCCCCAUAUCCGCGUCGCGACCGGCCAGGGUGAUAAGGUGUUCGCUCCGGAGGAAAUUUCAGCCAUGGUGCUCGGCAAGAUGAAAGAGACGGCCGAGGCGUACCUGGGCAAGAAGGUGACCCACGCAGUCGUAACGGUCCCGGCCUACUUCAACGACGCCCAGCGUCAGGCCACCAAGGAUGCCGGAGUGAUCGCCGGAUUGAACGUCAUGCGCAUCAUCAACGAGCCGACCGCAGCGGCCAUCGCGUACGGUCUGGACAAGAAGGACGGCGAGAAGAACGUGCUGGUGUUCGAUCUGGGCGGUGGUACCUUCGAUGUUUCGCUGCUGACCAUCGACAACGGUGUGUUCGAGGUGGUGGCCACCAACGGCGACACCCAUCUGGGUGGUGAGGACUUCGAUCAGCGCGUCAUGGACCACUUCAUCAAGCUGUACAAGAAGAAGAAGGGCAAGGACAUCCGCAAGGACAACCGUGCAGUUCAGAAGCUGCGUCGUGAGGUGGAGAAGGCUAAGCGUGCCCUUUCGGCCAGCCACCAGGUGCGCAUCGAAAUCGAAUCGUUCUUCGAGGGUGAUGACUUCAGCGAGACGCUCACGCGCGCUAAGUUCGAGGAGCUGAACAUGGAUCUGUUCCGGUCGACGAUGAAGCCGGUCCAGAAGGUGCUCGAGGAUGCCGACAUGAACAAGAAGGACGUCGACGAGAUUGUGCUGGUGGGCGGCUCGACCCGUAUCCCGAAGGUGCAGCAGCUGGUGAAGGAGUUCUUCAAUGGAAAGGAACCAUCGCGCGGUAUCAACCCGGACGAGGCUGUCGCUUACGGUGCGGCCGUGCAGGCCGGAGUGCUCUCGGGCGAACAGGACACGGACGCGAUCGUGCUGCUCGAUGUGAACCCGCUCACCAUGGGUAUCGAGACGGUCGGUGGCGUGAUGACGAAGCUGAUCCCGCGCAACACCGUCAUCCCGACGAAGAAGUCGCAGAUCUUCUCGACCGCCUCGGACAACCAACACACCGUCACCAUCCAGGUGUACGAGGGUGAGCGCCCGAUGACCAAGGACAACCAUCUGCUCGGAAAGUUCGACCUGACCGGUAUUCCCCCGGCGCCACGUGGCAUUCCCCAGAUCGAAGUUUCGUUCGAGAUCGACGCCAACGGUAUCCUGCAGGUUUCGGCCGAGGACAAGGGCACGGGCAACCGCGAGAAGAUCGUCAUCACCAACGACCAGAACCGCCUGACGCCGGACGACAUCGAGCGGAUGAUCAAGGACGCCGAGCGGUUCGCCGACGACGACAAGAAGCUGAAGGAGCGCGUCGAGGCCCGCAACGAGCUCGAGAGCUACGCGUACAGCCUGAAGAACCAGCUCAGCUCGAAGGACAAGCUCGGUGCGAGCGUGUCGGACGACGACAAGGCCAAGAUGGAGGAAGCGAUCGACGAGAAGAUCAAGUGGUUGGACGAGAACCAGGACACCGAGGCGGAGGAGUACAAGAAGCAAAAGAAGGAGCUCGAGGACAUCGUGCAACCGAUCAUUGCCAAGCUGUACGCGAGCACUGGUGGUGCCCCGCCGCCAGCCGGUGGCGAAGAGGAUGAGGAGCUGAAGGACGAGCUGUAAGACGGCUCUCUUCGAUUGAAAAGUGCGAGUGUGAUUCGUAGCCCUACAAACCACCACCACCACCACCACCACCCGUUCAUAAUCAUCAUCGUCAUCCGUAUCUCGCAACCAUCUCAUCAUCAAAACCAGCGGACAGCCUAUCGUCGUCAGUUCCCCUUUUCUUCCCCAUUUCGCAGUGCGUUUCUUUUGGGAGAAGAGAAGGACAUCCGGACGAUCUGUCUCGACGAACCUCGAGUGGGUGUGAUCCUUCCAAAGCACAACCUCCGCUCUCCACGUCGUUGGUGGCAGUGGUCGUACCUGAGAGAGGGAAAACAGUACACACACACACAAAAACACUAGGCAACUGAGGGAGGAGGGAAUGUUGGAGUUACGAUCGCGGAAAUCCAUCUUAUUUUCUAGAUGGAAACGAGAUUAUCCUCCCGCUCAAAAUCGUCGCUCCCUUCGGCCCGCGCGUUCCAGUACAAUUUUUCCAACUAACAGGAUCUACAAGAUUUGGUAGAGAUUACAAUUGAAGACAUUGUUGUCAUCAUUCGAGAGAGGAGAGGAAGGGAAAGAGAGCAAAUGUUUUCCGUUUUUGUUUUUGGUUUCGUCCAUAUGAAAUGAUGUUGUGGCACAUUAAGAGAGGAGGGUGCACAUUAGCAGAAAAAGAGGAUGUACAUUUCGUUUCUAAUCGUUUAUUUAUUGAGCGAGCGAUAGAGAAAAAGAUAGAGCAGUAGUUCGGCAGACGUGUAGGAUAAACGACUUUAGAGUAGCAAACCACAGAAAACUGCUGGGGGAACUGUUAUGAACAGGAGUUUCGGACCUCCUCCUAUAUCCACAGCGCCCCUCGAUUAACAUCCCGAGGAGAUAACCGGUAGAGAAAGGUCGAAAACACAAGAAUCACUCCUUUCGUUCCACACAAACAAAAGGGGGAAAGCGCACGCAACUGUAGAAUAAGAAAGAAGAGGCACAGGUUGAAGUCGAGGCAACAAACACAACAACACGCGCCACACGUGUACAGGGGGUGGGGUCAUUUGGACCCGCACCUCCUCCCCCCCAAUUUCAUCUCCUAUGCGUGCUCUCCAUUUAAAGGAGCGAGAAAUGAUGGCAACGAACGCUAACGAAGCUCCCGCGAUGCGAUACCAACGCCGUACACUUUGUUCCAUUUCUUACGGUCGGGAUUGACUCGUAUAUUGAAGUAAUGAUUUUCGUUCUUGCUUUUACACAAAUGGAACCACGUUUUUAUACUUUACUAUCCCCCCAAACCCCCAACAUCCCCGUCCGGGUUAGGUAGAACAGGAGCAGCAGCUGGUAGUUGGUUAGGUGUUUCCAAUUGCUUCGCGACGUACAUCCCACUCGAUGGGGAGACAGUUAGCAGGAGCAAAAGAUCGGAUUUCGUUUUACUUCGUUUCAUUGUUUCUCAUCCGUCGACUGAU
Molecule: messenger RNA, 3574 nt
Organism: Anopheles coustani
Lineage: Eukaryota; Metazoa; Arthropoda; Insecta; Diptera; Culicidae
Gene: Hsc70-3
Product: endoplasmic reticulum chaperone BiP
Exons: 2
Coding region: 180-2159 (659 amino acids)
Biological process (GO): cellular response to unfolded protein; protein refolding; endoplasmic reticulum unfolded protein response
Cellular component (GO): cytoplasm; endoplasmic reticulum chaperone complex; endoplasmic reticulum lumen
Molecular function (GO): misfolded protein binding; heat shock protein binding; ATP hydrolysis activity
Source: RefSeq, a predicted model, not a curated record